Molecule: messenger RNA, 1303 nt
Organism: Alnus glutinosa
Lineage: Eukaryota; Viridiplantae; Streptophyta; Magnoliopsida; Fagales; Betulaceae
Product: syntaxin-22-like
Exons: 7
Coding region: 205-1017 (270 amino acids)
Biological process (GO): vesicle fusion; intracellular protein transport; vesicle-mediated transport
Cellular component (GO): endomembrane system; SNARE complex; membrane
Molecular function (GO): SNAP receptor activity; SNARE binding
Source: RefSeq, a predicted model, not a curated record
CCUCGAGACCCAACACUCCAAGGAAACACUGGAAAGAAAUUAUUUACACCUUCUCUUCUCCUUCUUCGACACAACACCACCAAAAUAUAAUACUACACCUUCUCUACCAAACCAACACGGCGAAAACAACUUCCUUUACCUUCAAAUUAUCGGUUUUUUUUUGUUGUUGUUGGAUAAAGUAAUUCUCAAUUGUUGUGGUUCAGAAUGAGCUUCCAAGAUCUUGAGGCUGGGAGGCUCCGACAACCACAACAGCAGCGACUACAGCAAGACCCUUCUCAGGCCGUGGCUUCUGGGAUUUUCCGAAUCAACACGGCCGUCUCUUCCUUCUCUCGCCUUGUCAAUUCACUAGGCACUCCCAAGGACACGCUCGAACUCCGUGACAAGCUGCACAAGACAAGGUUACAUAUUGGGCAGUUGGUGAAAGAUACUUCAGCUAAACUUAAGCAGGCUAGCGAAACUGAUCAUCAUUUGGAAGUUAGUGCUGCCAAGAAGAUCGCUGAUGCUAAGUUAGCAAAAGAAUUCCAGUCAGUUCUUAAGGAAUUUCAGAAGGCUCAGAGGCUUGCAGCUGAGAGGGAAACAACAUAUGCUCCUUUUGUUCCCAAAGAAGCUCUUCCAUCCAGUUAUGAUGCCCAUGAAUUGGAGAUAAGUUCACCUAGGACUCCUGAACAGCAAGCUCUUCUUCUGGAAUCCAAAAGACAAGAGAUCACACUGUUGGAUGAGAUUGUAUUCAAUGAAGCCAUUAUUGAAGAAAGAGAGCAGGGGAUCCAAGAAAUUCAUCAACAAAUAAUUGAGGUACAUGAGAUUUUUAAGGAUCUUGCUGUGCUGGUUCAUGGUCAAGGUGCAAUGAUUGAUGACAUUAGUUCUAACAUUGAAAUCUCCCAUGCUGCAACUACGCAAGCUACUUCACAACUUGUUAAAGCAUCCAAGGCCCAAAAAUCUGGUUCAUCUCUGAUGUGUUUGCUGUUGUUGAUCUUUGGAAUCGUUCUGCUCAUUGUAAUCAUAGUCAUUGUAGCUUGAGCAAUAAAUCAAUUGUCUCAAUUCGAGUUCAAUUUUACUGGCAUGGCCUCCUAGUGGUGUUCCCUAGCAAGUGGUCCUGCCCAACUUGUGCUGCUCUUAUCAACCCUAAUUAUACAGCAUAUGACAGAUAGUUGACACCUUCUCAAUACUGCAAAGAAGACCAAUAAUGUACAGUCCAAUUAUUUGGAGCUGAUAUCCUCUUUACAAGGCUCUGUUUUAUUGUGAAUCAUGUAAAGUAAAUGAUUAACCCUGUUAUUACUAAUAAAAGUUGGAAUUCUUCCUUCUC